UGUGGAAGGUGCUUUCGUUGCAGUAUGGCGGACGAUGGGGAAGGUAGGAGUGCAGCGGAGGAUACCAUCGGCGGCAAAGGGACGACAGAGGAGUUGAAUCCGGGGUCCGGUCUCGGUAUAAGCGGCGUGCUGCUCAACCUCAGCGUUCUAGCGACCGUACUGGUCGUGUGUUACGUGAUAUACGCGCGGUUCUGGAGGAGGGUGGGAGCGGAGUCAGGCCGAGGCAGCGAGGCCUCGCCGUUGCCCAAGAUGAGAAGACGCGACUUCACGCUGCAGCAGCUGCGCGAGUACGAUGGCGUGCAGAACCCGCGCAUCCUCAUGGCAGUCAACACCAAGGUCUUCGACGUGACCAGCGGCAAAAAGUUUUAUGGACGCGACGGCCCCUAUGGGAUUUUUGCGGGACGAGAUGCGUCUCGGGGUUUGGCAACAUUCUGUCUGGAGAAGGACGCGUUACGUGACGAGUACGAUGAUCUUUCGGACCUGAACGCUGUGCAGAUGGAGAGUGUUCGUGAAUGGGAGAUGCAAUUCAUGGAAAAAUAUGACUACGUUGGCCGUUUGUUGAAGCCGGGAGAUGAGCCGUCAGAGUACACAGAUGAGGAAGACAUGAAGGAUCAUCAAAAACACGAAUGAUGUGCUGAAUCAUCACAGCAACUGAUGCCUAGGACUGAGAAGGCCACCAUCCAGAAUUGUUAAACCCCAGCAAAACACCUCUGAGAAUCUGCUCUAUAACUCUGUCAUUCAGUGUCCCCAGUACAAUCAAUGCCAAAUACAUUCACUGAUGCACCAUCACCAAGGGGCUAAACAUCUCUAGAAGUGCCCCGGCUGUUCCGAGUGUUCUCCACUUUCCACCAAAACAGACCAGUAGCCUGUCAGUGUUUCCUGUUGUCAUCUGCUCUUAAUACUUCUCCAGCUCCAGUGUUGUUGACCCUUCAGCUUUCAUCUUCCUGGCCUACCUAAACACUCAAUUAAAAACGCUCAUUUAUAUACUUGAUACCAUAAGCCAUCAGAUCUACACUCUAAAUCCUCAGUCAUACAGUCUAAACCCUAAACGCUCAAUUCCGAACCAUAAACUCUAAUGUAUACCCUACAUCUUAAACCCUCCAGCACAUAUUCUGUACCCUAAACUCUGCUAUAUUACCCUACAUCCCAAUUGGAAUGUGAAACGGACUUGAGGCUUUUUUUGAACCCUGCACAUUUGUGUGUUCCAGCUUUGACUGAAAAUUUGAAAUGAUAAAUAAAAAGGAGGAAGAAGGAAACACUGAAUGCACAUACAUUUUUAUUCACUUUUUCUUUGGGGACAUUACUGUUCAAUACCUCAGAUGUGGCCAUAUGCUCAUGGCAUAAAUGAAUAGGGGCAGAUGCUGGGAGUGCACAGUAGGUUAAAAAUUGCCACUGGGGUCUCUUGUAAUUUUUUUUGCUUCUCUUUGUGGUGUUAGUUUUUUGUGUAUAAUUAUUAUUGUACCACAAGACACAUUUCAAACACUUUAAGCAUUUAAAUCUCAUGCCUGUUUGUCAACUUUGGAAACAUUCUCAUUUUAAAUCAAAGUAAAUGUCAAAUGGAAAUGGUAAGCAGUCCAAAAAACAAGAUGUGUCUGCCAUCAGCUAAUCCAAAGGUGGAAAGGUCCUUGGGUGGGCAGGUGCUCUUUCAGCGAUUUCUGUCACAAUGCGAUUAUAAGAAAAUUGGGAUGCUGUUUGGAUUGCAAAGAGGGGUUUGGGUGGGUGUCUGUUAGCAUUCUCACCAUAAAACACUUGUUUUAUUUGAAUUGUAUAAAUCUGAAUUGCUGGUUGGGAUGCAAAGGGAAUAUCAGUUCUGCAGUUUAAAUGGAUCGGCUUUUCUGCUCAUUGGUCAACAAAACUCUCCCUUCAAUCAUUAACGAAACUGUGUAGUUAUUGUGCCUUAAUUCUGUUUCGUUCUACUUCAAAACAGUCCUAAAUAGUCCAGAGGUGAAGAUAAGAGGGAGAAAACACAAAGGUUUAAGAAAAAACGUGAUCUGCUCUGCCCUUUCCACAUUUCCUACUCUUAAGAGGUGUUUGAAAAAGCCAAGGCGUUUUUUUCCUCCAUUUUCACACAGUUCAGAUAACAGAGGCAUGCUUGUGUCUAUGAGUGAGUCAGACACAGAGGCUUGACAGCCUGUAUCGUGACCUUGUACAUAGACUUUAUGAGCUAUUUCAGUGUUACUGCCAUAUCUGUGCUGUUAUUAAACUCCACGCACUGCUGUGUUGUACUGGCCAAAAGAUCCAUUGCUUUUUUUCUUGUCUCCAUCUCUUUUUCCCCUCUUUUUUGUUUGUUUUCUCUGCUGAAUUUAUUUUAAUUGUGGAUACUUUUCAAAACCACCUUUGUGUUGUAAUUUUUUUCUGGAGAGGGGAACAAUGAGGUUGGAAGUAUAUUUUGUCUUUGCUGGGGAGUGGGAUGAGGCAAAAUUCAAACAAAUUGUGGAUUCUGUAAAUAUGUGUAUCAUUUUAUUAAAGCAUGUGCAGCAAACAGUGAGGUAAUGCUGGCUCUCACGUCAUGUAUUUAAAUGUGGAGUUUGCAAGGGUGUGUGUGUGCACGCGUUCAGGGGAGGAGGACAAGAACGUGUUAUUGCAGAAAUAAAUACUUUUGGAUAAUAACUAUCCUCUCUGCUCCUCUGUUGUGUUGGUCUUGAGUGCAAAAAAUUGAAACAAAUUGCAUUAUUUCAAAUGUCAGAACAGAGAAUGCAACCACUAAAAUGUCAAAUGCAUUGAGAAACAAUGGAAUGUGUUUGUGGCAACACAUGACUUACAAUGACUAAACAAAACAGAAAUAGGCUCUAAUCUUCUGCCAAAUGAAGAGAGUUUGAUUUAGUUAAAAGAAUAAUUUAUUCAUUAACUCGCCCUCAUGCCAUCCCAAAUGUGUACAACUUUCUUCUGCAGAACACAAAGAUUUCUGGAAGAAUAUCUCCACUCUGUAGAAACUUAUAAUGCAUGUGAAUGGUGACCAAAACUUUAAAGCUCCAAAGGCAGCAUAAAAGUAAUCCAUAUGACUUGUGUUUUAAUUGCAUUGCUUUUGAAGCGAUCUAAUCUGUUUAGGGUGAAAACGGACCAAAAUGUAACUCCUUUUUCACUAUAAAUCUUGACAUCAGCAGUCUCCUUGGCGAUCAUGAUUUCAAGCUUGAUUACACUUCCUAUAGCGCCAUCUAGUGCUCUGCGCAUGUGUCAUGCACUAGGAAGUGUAAUCGAGCUUGAAAUCAUGAUCAUGCCUAGAGACUGCAAUGACAAGAUGUACAGUGAAAAGUUAUAUUUUGGUCUGUUCUCACCCAAAACCAUUUAGAUAGCUUAAGAAUACAUAGAUUAAACCAGUGGAGUUAUAUAGAUUACUUUUAUGCUGCCUUUGUGUUUUUUGAGCUUCAAAGAUUUGGUCACCAUUCACUUGCAUUGUAUGGAUCCAUGGAGCUGAGAUUUUUUUCUAAAAAUCUUCUUUUGUGUUCAGCAGAGGAAAGAAAGUCAUACACAUCUGGGAUGGCAUGAGGGUGAGUAAAUGAUAGAGAAUUUUAGUUUUUGGGUGAACUAUCCCUAGAAUUUGCAACAGGUGAAAACCACUCAUUAGAAUUUAAUAUUACGCCGUAACAUUGUAUGUAUUAUUAGUUUUGCAUUUGGAAGAUUUUGCACCUUCAAAGUGAAGCAUUUAAUGUCCAAUUAUGUGUUGGAUAAAAUUUUUGGUUGGUUGAGGUAUUUGACACUCUAGUUAUAAUUAUUGAAAUUGCAUUUGCAAAAAUCUUGUGAUGUUUUAUGAAAUCAAUUUAUGCUUAUAUCUUCACAUUCUUGAGGUCUUCGAUUGUGUUUUGCCAAAAUAUAAGUGUUCAUACAUGUCUCGUGAGUUUGUUUGCAUGAAUGGAUUUGUGGUUAUACAAUAAAUUGUUUACUGUCGCCGGUGUUACGGAUCAGCUCGGGAUCAUGUUAACCGGGGACGUGCACGUGAAUAAUUGUAUUUGCAUUUUCAGCAGAUUCAUUCAAUGUGAAUUGCCAAGGAGCCAAGAAAAGGCGUUUUACACAUCAUAAGAAAAUGUUGGAUCAAUGUCUGUUCUAAUGAAUUUGACACAGUUUGAGCGAUUUUAACAUGGUUUCACAGGGUAACAUGGUUACUAAUGUUAACGUGGGACAUUGGUUUGAAUGGGAACUGCCGAUUACACUUGUCAGAGCACUAAUUCGCAUGUGGAAGUCUUUUAUUUGCAACACUAAAGCAUCAUAGGCUGAUAUGUGUCAACAAUAUGCCUAUACUCUUAAAUUACUUUUAUAUAUUAAAAAAACAAAAAAAACAAUAGCUUGAUAAAGUUGAUAAAACAAUUGUUACUGUUCAUGUAGAAGGUCUGUUGGUGGGGGUAGUGUGGUUGAUAACAUUGCAUACAGACCUGGGUUCAAUUCCCUAUGUGAAUCUGCAUUUAAAAAGCAUUUAGAAAAUGUAGUUGAUGUUUUUUUGUUUUGUUUUUCUCAGUAAUUCAAUCAUUCUCAGAAAAUUCAGUGCAGUAUAUUGUAAUUACUGGCUGUCAGAUUCAGUUGCAAUUUUGAUUAAUCUAUUUAAAACAAUAUAAUUGUGUCUGUGAUUUACAAAAUUGUUUUCAAUAGACCUGUUAAAAAUGCAUCAUAAUCUGCAGCAAAGCUACAAAUUUGCCCUGAAUGAUCAAGAUUUGAACCUGGGUCACUAUGCUUACUGCCAGUAUGACUAACAACUAGACCAGUGUCCCAUCUAUAAUUAUUCAUUCACUUUGUUAUAUUUAAUGGUUGGAGAAAGUUACUCAAACCUUUAUAGUUAAGCCAUUAUUCAUUAUAAAGAAAUAAAAGCAAUUGAAAAAUAUAUGAUUGACACAUAUCAGCAUAUGAUGCUUUAGUGUUGCAAAUAAAAUAAUUCAACUUGCGAUUUACUGCUCUACAAAUGCAAUCUACAGUUCCCAUUCACACAAAUGUCCCACGUUAAAAUAGGCAACCAUGUUACUCUGUGAAACCAUUAAAACGCUCUUAAAACAUAUCGUUCUAUAUUAAUCUAUUUUCAUGCUGUUGUGUUCAAUAAAUCAUGUCAAAAAACCCCUUAA
Myxocyprinus asiaticus (Chinese sucker) is the source of this 5045-nucleotide messenger RNA. Its product is annotated as membrane-associated progesterone receptor component 2-like. Bases 25 to 630 code for a protein of 201 amino acids. Lineage: Eukaryota; Metazoa; Chordata; Actinopteri; Cypriniformes; Catostomidae. The record is from RefSeq and is a predicted model, not a curated record. The transcript is spliced from 3 exons. Gene Ontology annotation, cellular component: membrane; endomembrane system.